Messenger RNA from Hipposideros armiger (great roundleaf bat), 4188 nucleotides. RefSeq names its product CD44 molecule (IN blood group) (gene CD44). The coding region runs from base 179 to 2275 and encodes 698 amino acids. Gene Ontology annotation, cellular component: macrophage migration inhibitory factor receptor complex; plasma membrane; basolateral plasma membrane. The transcript is spliced from 17 exons. Gene Ontology annotation, biological process: inflammatory response; cell adhesion; positive regulation of ERK1 and ERK2 cascade. The record is from RefSeq and is a predicted model, not a curated record. Lineage: Eukaryota; Metazoa; Chordata; Mammalia; Chiroptera; Hipposideridae. Gene Ontology annotation, molecular function: hyaluronic acid binding; cytokine receptor activity.
UCAUUCAGCACUCGAAUAAAACUGCAGCCAACUUCCGAGGCGCCCUCAUUGCCCAUCAGGACCCCAGCCUCUGGCAGGUUUGGGCUGCCCUCUCUGCCCUGUCCUCCGCCGGCCCCCCGCCCAGCGCGCCAGGACGCUCUAGCUCCACUCGCUUGCUCUCUCGGUCCGCUCCGACGCCAUGGAGAAGUUUUGGUGGCGUGCCGUCUGGGGACUCUGCCUCGUGCAGCUGAGCCUGGCGCAGAUCCAGUUGAAUGUAACCUGCCGAUAUGACGGUGUAUUCCAUGUGGAGAAAAAUGGUCGCUACAGCAUCUCGCGGACAGAGGCUGCUGACCUCUGCAAAGCUUUCAAUUGCAGCCUGCCCACCAUGGCCCAGAUGGAGAAAGCCCGGAAGGCAGGGUUUGAGACCUGCAGGUACGGGUUUAUAGAAGGGCAUGUGGUGAUCCCUCGGAUUCACCCCAACGCCAUCUGUGCUGCAAACCACACAGGAGUGUACAUCCUCACCUCCAACACCUCCCACUAUGACACGUACUGCUUCAACGCUUCAGCUCCGGAGGGACAUGAUUGUGCAUCGAUCACAGACCUGCCCAAUGCCUUUGAUGGACCAAUUACCAUAAGUAUUAUUAACAGUGAUGGCAGCAAAUACAUCCAGAAAGGUGAAUACAGAACUAACCCUGAAGACAUCAACUCUAGCAACUACACCAACUCUACUGAGGAUGACAUGAGCAGUGGAUUCUCCAGUGAAAGAAGCACUUUAGGAGAUUACAUAUUCCACACCCACCUUCCAACUGCACAACCAACCCAAGACCAAGGCAAUCGCUGGGAGUUCGUCACCCCAGAGGAAACCCCCACUACCAGUAUGGAUUCAAGUCUCAUCUCAGCAGGCUGGGAGCCAACUGAAGAAGAUGAAAGUGACAAACACCCUAUUCAUUCUGGAUCAGGCAUUGAUGAUGAUGAAGAUUUUAUCUCCAGCACCACCACACGACGGGUUUUUGAUGACCCCAAACAGAAUGACAAUUUGCAGCAGUGGAGCCCAGACUUUUUAAAUCCAGAAAUAUUACUUCAGACAACCACAAGGAUGACUGCAGAUGUGGACAGAAACGUCACCAGUGAUUAUGGAGAAGACUGGACCCAGGAACCACAUUCCACUCUCACUCGCCAUGAGCAUCACGAGGAAGAGGAGGCUCAGCAGUCUGCAAGCACAACCCCGGCAACCCCUAGUAGCGCAACAGAAGAAACAGCUACCCAGAAAGAGCAAUGGUUUCCGAACAGAUGGCCUGGGGAGUAUCCCCAAACGCCCAAAGAAGACUCUCCUUCAACAACAGGGACGGCUGUCACAACAGCCUCAGCCCAUGACAGCCAUCCAGAUCAAAGAAUGACAACGCAGAGUCAAGAGGACAGUUCCUGGACUUAUUUCUUCGACCUAAUCUCACAUCCAAUGGGACAAGGUCAUCAAACAGAAAAAACAAUGGAUAUGGACUCCAGCCAUAGUACAACACUUCAGCCUUCUGCGGAUCCAAACACCAGUUUGGUGGAAGACUUGGACAGGAUAGAACCUUUUUCAAUGACAACUCAGCAGAGUCAUACUCAGAGGUUGACUACAUCACAUGAAGGCUUGGAAGAAGAUAAUGACCAUCCAAUGAUUUCUACUCCAAAAUCUAGCAAUAGGAAUGAUGAAGGAGGUGAAAAUCUUCCUAAAGACUCAACUACUUCAGUGGAAGGUUAUACUCCUCAAUCUCCAGACACAAAUGAGUACAGGACCUUCAUUCCAGUGACUCCUGCUGGCACUGGGUCCCCUGGAGUUACUGAAGUUCCUGUUGUUGGAAAUUCCAUCUCUAACGUUGAUGGUUCCUUAUCAGAAGACCACGGCUCAUCUUCUGACCCCAGCGGGAGAGCGCAUACCACUCAGGGAUCUGAGUCAGCUGGACACUCAAGUGGGAGUCAAGGUGGGGCCAACACGACCUCUGGUCCUAUAAGGAAACCUCAAAUUCCAGAAUGGCUGAUCAUCUUGGCAUCCCUCCUGGCCCUGGCUUUGAUUCUCGCAGUUUGCAUCGCUGUCAACAGUAGAAGAAGGUGUGGGCAGAAGAAAAAGCUGGUGAUCAACAAUGGAAAUGGAGCCGUGGAGGACAGAAAGCCAAGUGGACUCAACGGGGAGGCCAGCAAGUCUCAGGAGAUGGUGCAUUUGGUGAACAAGGAGCCGUCAGAGACCCCUGACCAGUUUAUGACAGCUGAUGAGACACGGAACCUGCAGAAUGUGGACAUGAAGAUUGGGGUGUAACCUCUACACCAUGACCUUGGAGAGAAAUGACACAUAACCAUUACAGGGAGCUGGGACACUCCACAAUGCAAUGUGCUACUGAUUAUUUCAUUGGGGUUUUUUUUUUAGCAUAAAAUUUUCUAUUCCUUUUUGUUUUUUGUGUUUUGUUUUUUAAAGUCUGUCCAAUUUAUAAAAACAGCAUUGCUUCCUUAAAUGAGGGCCCAAUGAACACUCAACAAGAAUUUCACCGUUCCAGUUCCCAUCUAGAAGCCUCUCACUCCCUGGGGGUGUGCUAUGGACAGCUUCUAACAAAAGCCACGAAUCCCUCUUCCCAAUCCCCAACUUUCCUUCCACCCUACCUCCCAGGUGACAGCCACAUGCUAAGGACAUCCCUAAAGCUAAGAGGGAUUGGUCCCUGGGAGGAAAUUUGAAUGGGUCCUUAUUGCCCCUCCAGCAGCCCAAUCCCUGGGCAUUGCUUUCCAGUGGGGUAGGGGAUCGGGGUGUACUGGUUACACAUCCCCUUCUACAGACCUCCUGGAAAUUUUUCAGAUGCUUCUGGGAAAUGCCCAAAGGGUGAAGCUAUUUAUCUGUAGUAAGCUAUUUAUCUGUGUUUUUGAAAUAUUAAACCCUGGAGGUCCUUUGAUCAGUAUGAUAUUUUUUUUUAUUAAUUCGUCAGAGGCAUAAAAGGGUUUAAGCUGACUCAUAAUAAAUAUCUGUACUUCUUCCACUUUAACCUUUUGUGCUGUGAUCCUUCAGUUUCUUAAUCAGCAAGGUUUGGGUGCCAACCGUUCAUCAGGAGGAUGUGAGAAGGUCUUCCCUGAAAGUCUUCAUCUCAGAGGCGCUAAGUCCCCACUCAGGCUCACUCAACCAAACCUCACAGAAGAUCAAGGAAGACAGCACGAGUUUAUUUCUGAGGCUCCAAAGGCUUCCUAGAAGCAGAAUUGUAGGAGGGGAGCUUCAGCUGCUUUAUGUUUUAAUGGCCACCUGUUCUCUCCCCUGACGGGCUGUGAAAAGUCACACUAUAUUUGCAUGACUUACCACUGUGGCAUCCCAUUUCAUGGACACUGACCCCAUUGGUGAUGUCCAAAAACAAUGUGGAAGUGCCUGUUGACCUCUUGUAAUCAAAGGAAAAACAAUGGAAAUGAAAGAGAGCAUAGAGAGCAGCCAAAUGAUUGGCACAGGCUGGGGAAAGGGGAGAGGGAGCAGUGCAGAUCCUGUUUGAGUAAUUUUAUGGCUGUAUUUGUUUAUACUUUAACAAGCCAGUUAUCUGUCCCCAGUGCAGUUGCUACUCAGGAUAAGUUAAGUGCCUGGGGAAUCCCUCAAAAGGUUAUAGGACUUCCCCCCAUUGGAAACAUCACCAGAUACCAGGGUCAUGGCCAAAUAAGAGAUUAAUGGCUUUAUCCUUUGCUUGGCAAGUCCUUUGUCAUCUUUAUUCCUAUGUUCAGAAGGCCCCACUCAGCCUGGAACUUCCAUAGGCUACUUGUAAUAGAAGAGAUUGAAUCUAUAAAGUAAGGGCUCCUAUAAAAUGAGGCCUCCUUCCUUAGGUUCCCAUGAAAAGUCAUCCGUUGCCUAAUCUGAUUUGCUUAGCUGGCAAUGUUCCUCACACAAAAGGAAGAAAGAUGGAGAUGGGAGCGGGUGGGGGUCGGAGGAAGAGGAGGGAGAGGAGAAAAAGAAGAAAAAGCUCCCAUGUAAAUCAGGGUGGGGCUUAUACAAAGAGUUGGUUCUGAAGGAGAUAUUUAAAAAAGAGAAACCCACUUUCUGCACUCAUUCCCAAACUUUACUCUCCCCCAUCCACCCCCACAUCCCCCUCCCUGCCAUGGUCUUUGUAAACCUCCUUUCUCUUCUUCUGUGAACAUGGUUGGCAACUGUUAUAUCAGCUGUGUGGUUUUCUUUUUAUUUUCAAGUUGAAAGAAAAUAAAAUGGACAUCUGGUCA